Messenger RNA from Drosophila albomicans, 2665 nucleotides. RefSeq names its product endoplasmic reticulum metallopeptidase 1-like. The record is from RefSeq and is a predicted model, not a curated record. The transcript is spliced from 10 exons. Gene Ontology annotation, biological process: proteolysis. Gene Ontology annotation, molecular function: metalloexopeptidase activity. Bases 25 to 2637 code for a protein of 870 amino acids. NCBI's taxonomy places the organism in Eukaryota, Metazoa, Arthropoda, Insecta, Diptera, Drosophilidae.
GAAAACCGUUCUAUUUACUCGACAAUGGAGGGGACCGAAAAACUAAUCGUGGACUCCUGGUCGGAAGGACCCAACAAUAAAUCGAGAAAAACUCGCACUACGAAAUUACCAUGCUUCUUAGCAACUACUACCGUGAUAUUCUGGGUAGUUCUCUUCUUCGCAGUUGUAAUUCCUUUGUUCUAUCGAUUACCCACGGCAAUGACAAUAGAAGAUGCGAAUAAAAACGUAUUUAUUGCGGAACGAGCACACAAGGAUCUGUAUACUUUAUCUAACAUUGGCACCAAAAUGGUUGGAAGCAAAGAGAAUGAGAUUGCUGCUGUAGAGUUUCUUCUAAAGCAGUUAAAUCAAAUUAAGGAAGACUCAUUGAAAGAAUAUUAUGAUAUUGAAAUUGACUCAUCGCAAGUCUCUGGUCAGUACGUUGAGGGAAAUUUGGUUAUUAUGUAUCAAGGCAUUCAAAAUAUUGUUGUAAAAAUAAGUCCCAAGAAUAGUACGAGUGAGACUUUCCUGUUGGUUAACAGUCAUUUCGACUCAAAGCCCUUUACACCAUCCGCUGGAGAUGCUGGAUUUAUGAUAGUCACUAUGCUGGAAGUCCUACGAGUGAUUGCUACAUCGAAGCAGCCCAUAAUUCAUCCAAUUGUUUUCCUGUUCAAUGGAGCUGAGGAAAUAGGACUUAUGGCUUCACAUGGCUUUAUUACAACGCACAAAUGGGCACCUUACUGCAGGGCGGUCAUCAAUCUUGAUGCUGCUGGCAGCGGAGGUCGGGAUAUUUUAUUCCAGAGUGGUCCAAAUCACACAUGGCUCGUUGAUUACUACAAAAAAUACAUCAAACACCCUUUUGCUACAACUGUGGGAGAGGAAAUUUUCCAAUCAGGAAUCAUGCCAUCGGAUACAGAUUUUCGACAGUUCGUAACUUAUGGCAAUAUUCCAGGUUUGGAUAUGGCUCAGUGCUUUAAUGGCUACGUGUAUCACACCGUAUACGACACAAUCGAUGUAAUUCCACUUGAAUCCUUCCAGAAUACUGGUGAUAAUAUUCUCAGUCUAGUUCGAGGAUUAGCUAAUGCUACCGAAUUAUAUGAUACCUCGGAUCAGAAAACUGGACAUGCUGUCUUCUUUGAUUUCCUGGGUCUCUACUUCUUCCACUAUUCUGAAGCUACGGGCGAGUACUUGAACUUUGGAAUUGCAGGAGCUGCUCUCGUAUUAGUUUUCCUCUCUAUAUGGAGAAUGUCAGAUAUUUCACAAGUCUCUAUUUGCCACGUGAUAUUGUGGUUUAUUCUUGUGAUUGUUAUUCAAAUUGUUGCCUUCGCACUCGGAUUAGCUCUUCCAUUCGUUGUCGCAUACGUGAUGGACUCCCUUGGGUUGUCUCUGACUUACUACAGUACGCCAUUAUUGGUAGUCGGGUUGUAUGUCUGUCCCUCAUUUAUUGGCCUUAGUUUACCCACAACCAUUUACUACAGUCUUCAGUGGAACGACAAACUCUCCACACCUUACCAUCUUCAGCUUGCUUUGCAUGGUCAAGCUGUAAUCCUCGCUCUUCUAACCAUAUCUCUUACAGCCUUGGGAAUUCGUUCUUCAUAUAUUUUAAUGAUACCACUUGUUUUCUAUGCGGCAUCAUUGACACUCAAUCUGUUGACUCCAAUGCACGACAAAGGCUAUGCUUGGACAGCUUUACUAAAAAUUAGCCAAAUUAUUCCUUUUCUAUAUAUCAGCUAUAUAUCGUAUCUAUUUGUUGUCGUUAUGACACCAAUGGGCGCUAGAGCAGGAAGUGACUCUAACAGAGAUUUAUACAUCGCCGGAAUGUCGGCUGUAGGAACAGUUCUCUCAUUUGGUUUCUUGGUCCCACUGAUCAACACUUUCCGUCGACCAAGUUUAGUAGUAUAUGCUUUAAUAGCAACUACAGCUCUUUCUGUGUUCUUAGCCAGUAGUACAGAAUUGGGAUUCCCAUAUCGUCCACGGACAAGUGGCCAACGAGUUGCAUACUUACACGUCCGCAAUAAGUUCUAUGAAUAUGAUGGGUCUCUUAGUAAGGAUGAGUCUGGUUACCUGUUUAUGUAUCAGGAUCGGCGCAAGGAAACAGUCCUUGAGGGCACAAAUGUAAACUUAACUGGUUUAGUCAGUUUACAGUCUAGAUGUGAAAAGUACAUGAUGUGUGGAAUGCCGUUGGACGAACGCUAUUCUCAACAGAGAUUGCAAAGCAAAUGGAUGCCACGUUCUAAUCCAAUUAUAGCUCCAGGAUCGACUAAUCUGGAAUUACUUAGUAAAACAAUUAUUAAUUCGACGACAUGUCGUUUUGAGUAUAAUUUGACAGGUCCUCCUCAAAUGGGUCUAUUCUUUCAAGCUUAUGAGGAUGUCACAAUAACAGAUUGGUCAUUUUUAGAAAGUUAUUUGAAUAACCCUCCAGUAUACCCAUUAUCGUUUCAUAUAUUCAUUAACUAUGGAAUUGACAGUUCGCCAAUCAACUUCUUUGUGGAAACUUCAAAACAUAAUGGAGACUUCAACGUACCUCUAUUUCAACUUGGAGUGUCAGGACAUUAUAUUGGUGACGACGUUGACGAGGAAUCUGCUGAUUUUCGAUCGAAGUUCCCCGCCUUUGCUAUUCAAGCCGACUGGCCAGCAUCAUAUGAAAGAUACAUAUUUUAAGGAAGCUAAUAAAAUCAAUGACACACAU